AUGGAAUGUCGCCAUGCGCCUAGUAUCCUGUCUCGAACAUCUACUCGGCCGCGGCAGCAACGGCACCAACGACAUGCUCAUCGUCUGCACCCUCGAUCUAAUCCAAGGCGCACUCCUCCUCCACCCCCCUCCCGCACCCUCUUUGCCCGCGAAAUCUACAUGAACCUCCUCCUCGACCUCCUCGACCCAAUCAACUGCCCAGCCAUCCAAUCCGCCACCCUCCUCACCCUCGUCACCGCACUCCUCGACUGCCCAGCCAAUACUCGCACCUUCGAAGACCUAGACGGCCUCCUCACGGUAACAUCACUAUUCAAGCAGCGCGCCACCUCGCGAGAGGUCAAGCUCAAGCUAGUCGAGUUCCUGUACUUCUAUCUCAUGCCUGAAACGCCGAUUCUGGGGCGCAGCGCUAGCCCGCCGGGUCUGCAGCGCAGCCCGAGCAAGAUCUCCUCACGACCCAUGUCGCAGAAUUCACAUACCUCCGCUGGACCGGGAAAGAUGAUACGUGAUACGCGGACGACGGAUGAGAAACAGGCUUUGUUGGGAAGGUAUUUGAAUAAUGUGGAGGAUUUGGUUGAGGAUCUUAAAGAGACGGCUCCGUUUGGAGCGACGGUUUACUGA
Messenger RNA from Penicillium subrubescens, 618 nucleotides. Its product is annotated as cell division control protein 14. The coding region runs from base 1 to 618 and encodes 205 amino acids. The transcript is spliced from 2 exons. The record is from RefSeq and is a predicted model, not a curated record. Lineage: Eukaryota; Fungi; Ascomycota; Eurotiomycetes; Eurotiales; Aspergillaceae.